AUGGCAGAAGACGAGCUUCAGGCGUUCAGAGAGCAUUGGAAGCAAGAACUGACGAAUAAAAACGAGGCAUUUUCGAACUGUAACGUUACUGGUCAACCAAGUCGAGAAGACACUAAAUUAAAACGAUAUUUUGAAGAUUUUGGUCAGAACAGAAGUGAACCAGAAAAAAGACAGGAUUCAACAUCACAGGGGAGCAGUAAGGGAGGACAGGAUGCAGUUUUGUCUGCAGCAAAAACUCCAAAGGAGGACCAACCCGAGUAUGUGUCGAUAGCUGAGGGCUUGCUGGAUGGAAGGACCAGUCCCUUGUUGGAGAGGAUUCAGGAGGAGAGGACUCAAAGGAAGAGACAAUACCACAGUCUGACAAACGCCUGUAACACCUCCGCCCAACAACAACCUCAGAGGAAAAUAAACAAGGGGGACAAAUUAGUGGAUCAAUUCAUUCAAGACCUGGUAAGAUGAUGAUGGUGAUGAUGCUAGUCUUUGUGAGGUAGCCUACCACUAGACAUUGUGUGGAUUUCGAUUUCAGUGGUAUUUUGCUAUUUUUGCAGAAUGAGACAAAUGACAUUCCCUUCUUUGACAUUGAGUUGCCCUACGAGUUAGCCCUGAAGAUCUUCCAGUACCUCAGUCGGACAGAGCUGGGGCGAUGUGCUCAGGUAAACUAUGAUUAUCAAUCACAUAAAACUCAUAGAUGACUCUGUUGUCACUUGAAACAUAGGUCUGAAUAUUGACCUUACACUGUUUAGUUUAACCUACUCUGAUGUACAGUACAUGAUGAUCAAUGAGUAUUAAUUAUAGCCUCUCCGAUACUUCCACAGGUGAGCAAGGCGUGGGGGGUCCUGGCGGAGGAUGAGGUGCUAUGGUUUAGGAUGUGUCUGAAAGAGGGUUAUCACCACGGUGCCUCUGUCUCUGACUCCCCCUGCUGGAAGAGCACAUUACGAGACUGCAGGAACUCUGAGAACACUGUGCGCUCCAACUGGAAGGUAGGGGUUCAGUUAGAUAGGUGUGUGUGUUAACUAAAUGCAUUUCUGAGAUGACACUUUGGCAACACUUCACCUGAAGUUGCUCUUAUACCCAUCUGACUGUACAGUAUUAACUGUAGCAACAACAUUGUAAUUACAUAGGGACGUCUAGAAACUAAACGUUUUGUGUGUCUCUUCCUACUCCUAGAAUCGUGUUGGAUCAGUCAGCCAACUGCAGUACGAGCUGGGGAAAGUAUUGUGUGAUGUCAGUUCCUGUGACAGCUAUGUUGUUGCUGGGUAAUAUAUAAUAUAACCUGUUUUUAUUAGGGAUGGGCACGUUUAAUCGAAUAUCCAGAUAUCCAAACAGACGUUAGUAUUCCAACACUUUUUGAAUGCUUAUUUUAACAAUGAAAAAGCUUGAUCUGAAUUUAAAUUGUCCAGGUUACAUUGUUACACACAAGGAUAUAUCAUGACAUUUGAAAUGCCUAAUUUAAUAAAACAACAAACUUUAGAAUGUAGUGUUUAUGUAUGGCACAUUAAGCUACUGCUGCUUCAGCCAUCACGUGGCUUUGAUAGAACAUUAUUUACAGUUUCACACUGUAAAUGUAGCUUACAGUUCUGAGGACGUACAGCGUGAUUGUUUUCUUUUCAAGCUAAUUUUCUCUCUCAUGCGCUAUGGGUUAUGGGUUGUGUUUUAUAAUGAAGGGCAUUUUACUAUCAUAGUGCAUUUAGCCCUCCGGCCAGCCCUGACAACGGUAUGGUAUUUUCCCCACUUGAAAUAACGAUUAGCCUACAGGCGCGCACCAAUGCAGGGCCCACAAGACCUGACACAGAUGCAAAAUACUCACCAGAAAGCUUUUAUUUUAUUUAUUUUUUCAGAAUCAGUUCAACAUCAGACUUGUCUUCCACUGUUGCUAUUAGCCUAGUCUACUGUUAGCCAAAAACUACCGAUAUAGUACCCUGAAAACAACUGCACACUGUCUGCUGUUGUGGCAUGUUGCAUCAUUCUUAUUGGUCAAGAGAGUAGAGCAAAAAUAGUUUUUGUUGUUGGAACUUAGACUAUCUGGAUUCCGGAAAAAACAAACAUGAUAUUAAUUUAAUAGUGAAAUCAUUUAAAAUGCCCGUCCCUAGUUUUUAGUGUCAGGAGGGGCAAGCAGCUGUGGUGAUCAGUACGUUUUCAGCCCCAUAAAGGUAGAUCGAUAGAAAUUGUGCUGCUGUACUGACUUUGUACUAAAAGAGAUGCACCAUUUGUCUUUUUUUCUCAAACUCUUUUAAUUCAAUCUGUUGUGGAUUUUUUUAUUUUAAUGUCCUGGUGUGGAUUCUCACUGUUUUAUGAAGUAAGCUACUUAAACUGACUGGGCCCAUUGUAUGGAGGAUGAUUGCGUGACUUGAGUACUCAGCAGCUGAAAUGAAUCUGGUAAACGUUGUAUCAGGAGGCUGGGGCCCAGGGGAUGGUCUGAUUUAAAUUCUCCCCUGGCCCCGAUGAACUCUGAGGCUGUGUCCCAAAUGGCUUCCUAUUCCCUACAUAGAUAUCGCACUGCUUUUGACCAGAGCCCCUAUCGGCCCUGGUCAAAAGUAGUGAUCUAUAUAUAUAUAUAUAUUUUUUUUUAAGAAUAGGGUGCCGUUUGGGACUCAGCCUCAGAGUACACAGACAAUAGAGGCAGAGGGCUGCCUGCUGCUGCAAAUUCUUUCUACCUAAAUCUAUUCCCACCUAGAGAUUUGGAUCACAGAUUUUCUAAGAUACUCAUUGUAGAGUUUAGCAUCACUUUGAAAUUGGGAUCCUUGUUUAACCAGGGUUGCGUUUUAGUGGACAUUUUGUAAUGACACAUAAUGUAAUAUUUCUCUCAUUUUUAUACAGUAUCUUGUAGAUGCAUUGAUGAAGCAGAACUGUAGGUUGUUAUCUUGCUUGUAAUUGAUAUGUCAGAAGUUUCCAGAGAUUAUUUGGGUGAGGAAAAGUGCCAGCUGAGACCUUCAUUUCUCCUGUUGAUUCUUGGCUGAAAGAUUAUACACUAAUUAUGUAGAGUGUGCGCCUGUUGUUAUCUAGUGUUUUAGCCCCCUUUCCCCCUCUCUAUCUGUCUCUCUGUCUCUUGUUUCCUCAUGUUGGGAUACGGAUGCUGAGUGGAGUAGGUGGUACAGUAGCUAGCCGAUGUGGUUUAAGUUAAUGAGGGGGAUGGAAGCUAGCUAUCGUACCGUGUUAUUUGUGCCACAGUGUUGUUAGUAGCUAGAUAGCUGAAAGGGUUUAUCCGGCAGCCCUUUGGUGCCACUCUCUGUGGUUGUCAGUCUGCAGCUCUCUCCAGCUGCCCAGCUCAGCACGAGUCCUGAACCACAUCCUGGCUCCAGCACCAGAGAGGGCCACUGUCUGUCUGAGGGAGCCCAGGGCAGCUGGUGCUGGGGUAUAUGGCUGGGCCUGGGGUGGCGUGUCUCAGUGGCUCGUCCCAGGCCGGCUGUGAAGGACUCAGCUGCCACCAUACCCACCCCCUGGAAAGGCUGUGUUAUCUCUGCCAUGCCUCCAAUUGACUGAGACUCACAGAUACUCACAACACAUUUGAACCACAUCACCACCCACCCAUUUACAGUCACACAGACAUCUACUCAUAUUCACAUAAUAAUGCACGGAUGGUUACCAUGGUUCACAGUUAACAUAUCGAAUAGGAAAAAUUAAGACGCAUCCUCAUGCUUCUUAGGUUGCGUUUAGACAGGCAGCCCAGUUCUGAUAUUUUUUCCACUAAUUAGUAUUUUGACCAAUUACAUCAGAUAUUUUAACAUCCAAUAUAUUUCAGAAAACCAAUUAGUGAAAAAAAAGAUCAGAAUUGGGCUGCUUGUCUAAACACAGCCUUAGACAUGCUGGUCAUUUCAAAAUUAAAUGUAGCGUCCCUUACAUAGUUUUUUGUCCCCUCAGGUACACAUCAGGGGACGUGAGACUGUGGGACACCCUCCACUGGGACUCUGCAGCCUCCUUCCUGAAGCCCAGCCCCCUGACGGCAGACGUCACCCCCAGACCUCACGUCAGUCACGUCCGGGUCAACAACACUGUGGCUGUGGCUGCCUACGACGAUGGUGAGUGAGGGUCCUCAACUCUGCAGUCAACUUUGCGGCUAUUCCACUGGCUAGCCUUCCAGUUUAGGGCAGUGAAAAGGAGCGCCACCUGUUGGUCGUGGUCUUCGAAAGAAGUGCCGGCUUUGAUAGGUAUAAUAACCCUGGUGCCUCUGUUAGAAGGCAUGAUAAUGACCGGCAGGAGGCAGAUAUACAGUUCACACUUUAUUACCAAGUUCCACUAAGGUGUAUGGACACAUGGAUGGCCACACUGAGAAGUCUUUGGAUACAGGUUAACUGUCUAUUCUGCUCCUGUGUAGGAUGUGUGGAUGUGUGGAGCACAGAGACGGGACAGGAGCCCGUCCACCACUUCCAGAUCCCUGGGAGGGUCCACGCCCUGGCUCUGAGCCUGGAGAGCCUCACCUUGGCUACUGCUGCUGGGCUAGACAUCCGGCUGGACCAGCCUGAUGACAGGGGCUACUGGAGGACCCUCUGCCAGGCUACGCUGCCCAAACCUGUGAGUCUACCUCGCUCUCUUUCUGUCUUUCUGUCUCUCUGUCUGUCUCUCUGAUUUGUCUGGAAAAGCACCAUCAGCUUCAUCAUUUUAAUGAGGAUUAUGAUAGAAUUCCCUGUAGCAAUGAUAGGGUGUCUACAUUGAUCUAGUGUGCUGUUGUGAUUUCAAUUCCAACCCUCUGUCACAGUCAAUCCAUUAUACCAUUAACAGUGCAAUUGGACUUUUCAUAUGGGAGCUACUUUAGACGUCUCACUCCUUGUGACAGUAGUCAGCAGGCUGAAUACAUUUGUUAUAACUUGUUCUAACAGAGGCUCUGGUCCCAGGUGGAGUCUAUGGUGGUGGUGCCAGGGGCCGUGGGGCGAGGAGGGGACAGUGGCCCCCUGGUGGCCCUGUCUGCUGGGGAUACGGUGUACCUGCUGGCCCCUGAGGACUUGGAGCCCCGGGUGCUCCACACCGUCUACGGCCACCCCAUCACCUGUCUGGAUGCCUCGGCCUCUCACGCUGCCCUGGGGGUCAAGAGCUGUGGCUGGGCAAUGAACGAUGGAGGCAACAAGGUGGGUGCAUCAACAGUGUACUAAAACAGUCUUUUUACAUGGUCCUAUUGAUCAGGGCACAACUUUGCAAAUAAAGAUAAGGUAGACAGACCCCUUUAGUUCCAGGCUGUUUUCCACAAAUCUUCUUUUGAUGCCUAAUGAGUCAACCCAGCUGUGACUUUUGUUCCACUGUCCCUGGAGUUGGGAACAUGGUUAUAUUGAGGUAGGUAUGCCAAAGCAAUGCGCAAAGCCAAUACUGAAGCCCACACCAUUAUGUUUCUGAGCACUCAACACAUUUGGACGGCUACAAAUUGGCCAACCUUGAAUUAGGCUUUUACUGAUGUUACUAUAGGGUUGAAUUUAAGCCCGAAAUGAAUUGCAACCCUAUUAUGUCACCUGAAACCUGCAUCUCUCUGAGUCUGAGUAACAAUGCACCAAUCUGAGUGUAUUUAGAGUCUCUGGAACCCCAAUGGGGUGGUGCACCCCAGCUUGGGGAUCCUGGGACAGAAAUGGGUCCACCCGCUGGGGAUUGUGGGCAUAGAAAUAGCUGAACUAGUCCUACUGGGUAUUGUUCCUAAUUACUGUAUUAUUUACUCUCUUAACGCACAAACUCACUCACACACACAUACACACACAUACUAAACAAGUUUAGUCUCUUGUUCCCAAAGAAGCUGCUGUUUGCAUCUAUUAAUAUCUUGUAUCUUAGGACUCUGCUCCUAACUGAGGCUCGUGCCUUUACUUAUCCCUCUGCAGAUUACAUACCCAGGAGACAAAAGUUGCUCAGGGAUCAGGUUUGGGCAUCAUAAGUAAAUUGUCAUGCUUUUCAGUGUAUUUCAAGACAAAUCUUUGCAAGGAGAUGUUUUUUUUCCUGUGUUUUGUGACAAAAGGAAUAUCUCACUGUUUCAAAACCCCACUUACUUAAAAACCUCAGUCUGUCUCUCUCCUCUAAAAGUUGUAUGUUUUGUUUAGGCACCUAUACUGGUACUUAAGUAAUUAGUCAAGUGACUAGGGACCGGUCCCAAAUGGAGCCUCUCUCUGUUGGUUAGACAGGUCUUUGGCAGACUCUCCCCCUGACAUCAUUACAAUGUUCUCAUUGCUGAUGAUGUUAUAUUAGCCUUACCGCAGCACAUAGUCAAAUUCAAAUUCAAUCAAAUUUGAUUUAUAAAGCCAUUUUUACAUCAGCAGAUGUCACAAAGUGCUAUACAGAAACCCAGCCUAAAACCUCAAACAGCAAGCAAUGCAGAUGUAGAAGCACGGUGGCUAGGAAAAACUCCAUAGGAAGAAACCUAGAGAGGAACCAGGCUCUGAGGGGUGGCCAGUCCCAUUCUGGCUGUGCCGGGUGGAGAUUAUGACAGGACAUGGCCAUUAAGGCCAGAUUUUUCUCCAAGAAGUUCAAACGUUCAUAGAUUACCAGCAGGGUCAAAUAAUAAUCACAGUGGUUGUAGAGGUUGCAACAGGUCAGUACAUCAGGAGUAAAUGUCACUUGGCUUUUCAUAGCUGGGCAUUUAGAGGUUGAAAUAGCAGGUGCGGUAGAGAGAGUUGAAAACAGCAGGUCUGGGACAAGGUAGAACGUCCGGUGAACAGGUCAGGGUUCCAUAGCCGCAGGCAGAAGAGUGGAAACUGGAGCAGCAGCACGACCAGGUGGACUCGGGACAGCAAGGAGUCAUCAGGCCAGGUAGUCCUGAGGCAUGGUCCUAGGGCUCAGGUCCUCCGGGAUAUGAGAGAGAGAGAGAGAGAGAGAGCGAACGAACGAACGAACAUAGACUGUUGCAGCAUAGAUACUGGAGGCUGAGACUGGGGGGGGUCGGGAGACACUGUGGCCCCGUCCGACGAUACCCCCGAACAGGGCCGAGUACAGCCCACAAAGAUCUCCUCCACUGCACGAGCCCGAGGGGCCAACAAACCGGACAGGAAGAUCACGUCAGUGACUCAACCCACUCAAGUGAUGCACCCCUCCUAGGGACGGCAUGGAAAGCAACAGUAAGCCAGUGACUAAGCCCCCGUAAUAGGGUCAGAGGCAGAGAAUCCCAAUGGAGAGUCAGGAACCGGCCAGGCAGAGACAGCAAGGGUGGUUUGCUGCUCCUGUGCCUUUCUGUUCACCUUCGCACACCUGGGCCAGACUACACUCAAUCAUAGGACCUUCUGAAGAGAUGAGUCUUCAGUAAAUACUUAAAAGUCAAGACAAAGUCUGUGUCUCUCACAUGGCUAGGCAGACCAUUCCAUAAAAAUUGAGCUCUAUAGGAGAAAGCCCUGCCUCCAGCUGUUUGCUUAGAAAUUCUAGGGACAAUAAGGAGGCCUGCGUCUUGUGACCGUAGUGUACGUGUAGGUAUGUACGGCAGGACCAAAUCGGAGAGAUGGGUAGGAGCAAGCCCAUGUAAUGCUUUGUAAGUUAGCAGUAAAACCUUGAAAUCCAGGCUAGCACUGGAGGAAUAUGAUCAAAUUGUUUGGUUCUAGUCAAGAUUGUAGCAGUUGUGUUUAGCACUAACUGAAGUUUAUUUAGUGCUUUAUCCAGGUAGCCGGAGAGUCAAGCAUUGCAGUAGUCUAAUCUUGAAGUGACUAAAGCAUGGAUUAGCUUUUCUGCAUCAUUUUUGGACAAAAAGUUUCUGAUUUUUGCAAUGUUAUGAAGAUGGAAAAAAGCUGUCCUUGAAAUAUUCUUGAUACGUUUGUCAAAAGAGAGAUCAGGGUCCAGAGUAACGCUGAGGUCUACAAGCGUCAAGAUUAAUUGUCAGCUCCAACAGAAGAUCCCUUUGUUUCUUGGGACCUAGAACUAGCAUCUAGUUUUGUCCGAGUUUAAAAGUAAGACAUUUGCCGCCAUCCACUUCCUUAUGUCUGAAACACAGGCUUCCAGGGUAGGCAAUUUUGGGGCUUCACCAUGUUUCAUCGAAAUGUACAGCUGUGUGUCAUCCACAUAGCAAUGAAAGUUAACAUUGUGUUUCCGAAUGACGUCACCAAGAGGUAAAAUAUAUAGUGAAAACAAUAGUGGUCCUAAAACGGAACCUUGAGGAACACCAAAACUGACAAUUGAUUUGUCAGAGGACAAACCAUCCACAGAGACAAACUGAUAUCUUUCCGACAGAUAAGAUCUAAACCAGGCAAUAACUUGUCCGUGUAGACCAAUUAAGGUUUCCAAUCUCUCCAAAAGAAUGUGGUGAUCGAUGGUGUCAAAAGCAGCACUAAGGUCUAGGAGCAAGAGGACAGAUGCAGAGCGUUGGUCUGACGCCAUUAAAAGGUAAUUUACCACCUUCACGAGUGCGGUCUCAGUGCUAUGAUGGGGUCUAAAACCAGACUGAAGCGUUUCGUAUACAUUUUUUGUCAGUAGGCAGUAAGUUGGAAGGCAGUAAGUUGCUGCACAACAGCUUUUUCAAUUUUUGGGGGGAGGAAUGGGAGAUUCGAUAAAGGACGAUAGUUUCUUACAUUUUCUGGGUCAAGGUUUGGCUUUUUCAAGAGAGGCUUUAUUACUGUCACUUUUAGUGAGUUUGGUACACAUACAGUGGAUAGGGAGCCAUUUAUUAUGUUCAACAUAGGAGGGCCAAGCACAGGAAAUAGCUAUUUCAGUAGUUUAGUUGGAAUAGGGUCCAGUAUGCAGCUUGAAGGUUUAGAGGCCAUGACUAUUUUCAUGAAUGUGUCAAGAGAUAUAGGAUUUAAAAAUACUUGAGUGUCUCCAUUGAUCCUAGGUCCUGGCAGUUUCGUGCAGACUCAGGACAGCUGAGCUUUGGAGAAAUACACAGAUUCAAAGAGGAGUCUGUAAUUUGCUUUCUAAUGAUCAAGAUCUUUUCGUCGAAGUUCAUGAAUUCAUCACUGCUGAAGUGAAAGGCAUCCUCUCUUGGGGAAUGCUGCUUUUUAGUUAGCUUUGCGACAGUAUCAAAUAGACAUUUUAUGAUUGUUCUUAUUGUCCUCAAUUAGGUUGGAAAAAUAGGAUAAUCGAGCUGCAGUGAGGGCUCUUCGAUAUUGCUCUGUACUUUCUUUCCAAGCAAGUAGGAAGACUUCCAGUUUGGUGGAGCGCCAUUUCCGUUCCAAUUUUCUGGAGGCUUGCUUCAGGGCUCAGGUAUUUUCUGUAUACCAGGGAGCUAGUUUCUUGUGACAAAUGUUUUUUGUUUUUAGGGGUGCGACUGCAUCUAGGGUAUUACGCAAAGUUAAAUUUAGAUCCUCAGUUAGGUCGUUAACUGAUUUUUGUACUCUGACGUCCUUGAGUAGGUGGAGGGAGUCUGGAAGGGCCUCUAGGAAUCUUUGGGUUGUCCGAGAAUUUAUAGCACGGCUUUUGAUGGUCCUUGGUUGGGGUCUGAGCAGAUUAUUUAUUGCGAUUGCAAACGUAAUUUUACAUUUACAUUUAAGUCAUUUAGCAGACGCUCUUAUCCAGAGCGACUUACAAAUUGGUGCAUUCAACUUAGGAUAGCCAGUGGGACAACCACCCAAUUUUUUUCCAGGGUUAUGAGAUAUAUAUUUUUUUAGAUCCACAAUAUUUAUUUCACGGGACAAAACUAGAUCCAGGGUAUGACUGUGGCAAUGAGUAGGUCCGGAGACAUGUUGGACAAAACCCACUGAGACAAUGAUGGCUCCGAAAGCGAAAGAGUGGGUCUGUGGACUUUUCCAUGAAUAUUAUCUGCCAUGACUACAAGGUCCGAUAGGAAUUCAAGGAACUCAGUGAGGAACUCUAUACGGCCCAGGAGGCCUGUAAACAGUAGCUAUAAAAAGUGAUUGAGUAGGCUGCAUAGAUUUCAUUACUAGAAGCUCAAAAGAUGAAAACGCUGUCAUUUUGGGGGGGGGGGUAAAUUGACAUCUGCUAUCGUAAAUCUCCGCCUUUGCGGGAUGCGCGGGGGAUAUGGUCACUAGUGUAACCAGGAGGAGAGGCCUCAUUUAACACAGUAAAUUCAUCAGGCUUAAGCCAUGUUUCAGUCUGGCCAAUCACAUCAAGAUUAUGAUCAGUGAUUAGUUCAUUGACCAUAACUUCCUUGGAAGUGAGGGAUCUAACAUUAAGUAGCCCUAUUUUGAGAUGUGAGAUAUCACAAUCUCUUUCAAUAAUGACAGGAAUGGAGGAGGUCUUUAUUCCAGUGAGAUUGCUAAGGCGAACACCACCAUGUUUAGUUUUGCUCAACCUAGAUCGAGGCACAGACAUGGUCUCAAUGGGGAUAGCUGAGCUGACUAUACAUAGUGGACCUUCGAGAAAGUUUGAGGGAUAACUUUGCUGCAGUGCUUCCUCUCAAGGUUACAGCUAAACUGAUCUCCCAUGGGCAGAUUCUGCGUGUAGACUGAAGAAUCUGCCGGGACUGAAUGGGAUGCGUGAGAUAACGAGCUACAUUAGUUCAGUUUUGGGGGUUUUCAUCACUGGUUAUUUGGACGUAUCAGGAUUGGGCGAAGGCGGUGCUUCUACUGCUUUGCCUCGAGUGCUUCGCGCAUGUGCCCACACGGAUCGGAAAGGGGGGGGGGGGGGGGGGGGGGGGCUUUUGCCGGAACUAUCUAUUUCUAACACGUAUGAACACAGAAGUUGAUCACCCAGCAGACCAAAUUACACUCGAUUUUACUUCCGGGUUAACAGAUAUUACAGCUAAACUAAACCAUAUUAUGAACUGGAGUUCUUCUUCUACAAUCAAGAGAGACGUCAUAUAGCCUACCAGCUCCGGCACACAUUUUGAUGGUGUGUCUUUCUGUCCAAAAUAGUGUCGGCUACUUGAAUAGUUUCACUAUCCUAUCAAAUAUUCUAAGGAAACAUUUCAAAUUUUUUAUAUUUUAUAUGGUAGUGAUCAUGUAUUAGAUUGAGCAUUGAGUUUUCUUUUGUUUCCUUCCUCCACUAUAGACCUAGCUAGCUCAUCUUCACUAAAUUAUGCCAAUUCAUGAUUGUCACGUUUUCCCUUCACUAAUUAAACGUACAAAAUUAAACAUUUUAAUCUGCUUUAACAAGUCUAUCGGUUUCAUAGUGUUUCUGACAGCAUUUUCCUACUGCGAAGAGGGAAGUAAGAAUUGCCAACUGGCGAGGCAGAAUGUGUUAUAUGCUAUUUAAUGAGAAGACAUAUGCCUAAUUAAAAGCUGUCAAAGAAAUGGAGGUGGCAUCCAGACAUGUUAUCUCUCUCUUUUCACACUGAAAAGUGAAUCAUCACUACGAUUGGUUGCUUUUCUAUUAGCUAAAUGUUUUAGAUGAAUUGUGACAUGAAUUGUCUUUGUUAUCCAGGUCAAACGAUGUGCCACUCUUCUCUUGUCUGUCUGUCCGUUCGCCUUUCCUGUCUCUCUUUUACAUGUGCCUGUUGCUAAGUGUCUAUGUCUGUGUCUUAUGUCUAUAUCUGUGUCUUGUUCAUGACUCUGUCUAUUGGCCUGUCUAUGUCUGUCUGGUGUCUGCGAGAGUCGGCCAGUCAGCUAGCAGAGUCAGUCUCCAGGUCCUCAUUACUACUUCCUCUCCCAUGCCAGGGGACCUGCACCCCCAACUCCCCAAUCCCUUCCCUGCUAGUGGACCUGGGGGUCUGGACAUCUGCUCAGCUCCUCUCUACUGGGCUCCUGUUACCCUGUAUCCUCCGGCCACCCAGAUAGAGCUGGUAAAACCACCAGCGGCACGGCUUAUAGACCUAACACAGAACACAACCAUUACAUAGAUUACACAGAACAGAACCAUUAUGUACACUGAGUGUACAGAACAUUAGGAACACCUUCCUAAUAUUGAGUUGCACCCCCUUUUGCCCUCAGUACAGCCUCAAUUCGUGGGGCAUGGACUCUACAAGGUGUCGAAAGCGUUCCACAGGGAUGCCGGCCCAUGUCGACUCCAAUACUUCCCACAGUUGUGUCAAGUUGGCUGAAUGUCUUUUGGGUAGUGGAGUAUUCUUGAUACACAGGGCAAACUGUUGAUCGUAAAAAACCCAGCAGUGUUGUAGUUCUUGACCCACUCAAACCGUUGCUCUUGGCACCUACUACCAUAUCCCAUUCAAAGGCACUUACUGUAAAUCUUUUGUCUUGCCCAUUCACCCUCUGAAUGGCACACAAACACAAUCCAUGUCUCAAUUGUCAUCCUUCUUUAACCUGUCUCCUCCCCUUCAUCUAUACUGAUUGAAGUGUAUUUAAUAGGUGACAUCAAUAAGGGAUCAUAGCUUUCACCUGGAUUCACCAUUCUAUGUAAUGUAAAGAGCAGGUGUUCCUACUGUUUUGUACACUCAGUGUAUAUUUGUUCAGGGGAAAGUGUGACCUGUUCCGUUAGGAUCUAUUUGUCGUUUAGAUCAGUGGUCUUGAUUAACUUCUGACGUUGCUUUGUAGGCAUAUCUUCAAACUCUGUGAGCGUAAUUUAUGUCCAUGUCAGUGUCUGUUUAGUAGUCUAUGUUCUGUAGAUCAACUUGUGUUUAAAAGCAUUCGCUUAAAGCUCCCAUGCAGUCUUUGUGAUUUAUGUUUUUAAAUCAUCACUUUGUGUGUUUAUUUAAAAUAACUCCAAAAUAUAUUUGUAAUAAUUUAUUUCCCUGAGCCUCCUUUGGUCCAGUCUGUGUGGGCGUUAGGAAAGAAAUGUGAAGAUAUUUACAUACACAGCCCUGAUUGGCUGAUAGGAUGGUCCAGAGCCCACCCCCUUACCCAGAUUAACAGUCAUUGAUCUAUUAUAAUCAAAUCACAUUGUGACGUCAUGAUGUUGGCCAAAAGUUCCAUCCCGUCUGAAGAGGCUGAAAUUCCAGGAUUUUUUUCCCAAACAGCUCUUACACAAAAAUGGCAUUAUCAUCAAUUGCAGAGUGUUAUUUCGACCUCAUAGUGUGGAAAUAUCAUUCGAAAAAAUAUAGGAAAAUCACAUUUAAACAAUGCACCUGAAAGUCUAAUGCAACAUGAACUCAUCAACUCAUUGCGUUAUUUGACAAUAGACAAGGGACGUUUGUGUUUAUUUUCCAAACAAAGGGAGUGCGUUAGGACAAAUGAUAGAUUAGUGGUUUCUUUUUUUCUAACCCACUAGGAAUCUAUCAGGCACAGUAACCUGAUGACUGCUGUAGCCAAGCCAUGAUUCCUUUCAUCAACACAUGCUGAAGCGCCCCUUUAACUGCUUGGACAUUAGCUUCAAACUGCCCUUACAGCUCCUCCACAUAAUAGCUGGUUUGGGCUGCUUUUUAAUCAAACCUCCUCCCAAAAACUGUGAUGAUUCAUCGAAAAAAAAGGCAUGCAGGCAGACAGCCCCCUUACCUCUCCUUCCCUUUCCUCCUACCCCCCAGUCCAAAUCCCAUAAAGCUGUCCUUUCAAAGUCCUGUGUGUGUCUGUCCGUCCGUCUGUGUGUCCUGUGUGUGAUUUUUUGGCUUGCUCCGCUUAGGGCCGUCUCACAAUUAAGGCUGUGUGGCCCAAAUAGGAGACACAAAACAGCUGGCACCUUCUCAAGCCUUCCAUCAUGCUGCCUGCUCUCUUUCCUCUUCAUCUCUAUCUCUCUUUCCCUCUCUCUCUUACGCACUCUCUUUCUUCUCUUCCCCUUCUCUCUCUUUUGUUCCCCUCCCCACUCUCUCUCUCUUAUCCAUCUCUCUCUCUCUCAUCCUUUGUUUAAUGUCUUUAUCUAUCGCCUCUAUUCAUUCACCCGGCUGCAUGACCGUCGGCUAGUAUGUUUAAUGUUGUUUUGAAAGGGAACAGCUCCAGCCACUAAUUGACCAAUUAUAGCACAGCCAGAUGACAUCAUUUUAAGCAUUUUAAAAGGUUUUUGUUAUGGAACUGGAGGGAACACAAUACAUUGUUCUAUUUGAAUUAAUAGGGAUGUGUGUGGGUCAAUUUCCCUCCUAUCAUUGUCAAACUUGUUUUAAUUUAGCUUUGCAAUACUGCAUUCUUAGCUAAAUCUAUUUGCAAAGAAAAGGUAGUGUUUAUGAUUAUUGACAUGGAACCAUUGCAUUUCUUUUAGAUGAUCUUAAUUUCCCCACUUUUGAGCAUUCUUCUAUGUUCACUCAUUCAUCCUGAUAACCUGUUGGUAUUGAUCCAAGCACUGUGCUUGGCUCUCCACAUACCCACCUGAAAACAGUCUAGUAUAUGUUACAAAGUAUUUUCUUCUGCCUGUUAACAGCACAGAGAUGAAUUCCUUUGUAAAUGUGAGGUGAAGGAAAGUGUUGGGAUGAGUCUAGGAGAUCAACCAGACAGACAGCAGACAAGUGUUAGUGAUUCUCAGAGGGCUUUUAACUCAGCACACUUCUGAAAGGCAUCUUGGGAGAUUCAUAAUGGCAUGCAUAAUUCAGUAGCUCUCAGACUUUGCCAAUAGUGCUGUGUUUAUUAGGGUGUGUUGGUGUUAGCGCUGGGACGAUAAACCUAAGAUUGUCGACACCGACUGAACCGACCACUUAUCGUGGACAUUUUGCUGAAAUUGUUCAUUACGAUAAGAAGCCUAUACUGGAGAAAUGUGAAGUUUCAAAUGAAAGAAGCCUGCUAAUAUGGGUGAUUGUUAAUGGAACAAUUGAUAGCUACAACAUUCAAAGUAAUAGUAGUAGCCUAGUUUUAAGGUAAUAUAAAAAAAAUGAUAACUGGUUCACAUUAAUGUUUUAUAAACGUAUCUUUCUAGUUAUUGUUAUCGUGAUAAUUCAGUCAAUAUAUCGUGAUAUGGAUUUCGUCCAGAUCGCCCAGCCACCUGUGUGCGUGACUAGGAAGUUGUGAAGAUCAACUUGUCUUUACUGCUUUAAGUCUGAUGCUGUUUCUGGAUUUAGAGGACAUUAUUACUAUUUACUCUGCUGUAUCCACUGCUGAAUGACUCACUCAAUAGCAUUUUAUCUGCUCAUAUGCAGGUGUUGUCUAACUCUUCCUGCAGUGUUCAGGGAUGAAUAAAUAUGUCUGUAGCCAUUGCCAAAUAACUCUCUGUUUCUAUGUGUUGCCUCUGAUGCUAACUUUUGCAACAGUAGUGAAUGAGUCUUAACUGUGUUGGUGUGUGUGUGUUCAGAUCCAGGUGUACAGCCUAGAGACGGGCCAGUCGGAGAUGUCUGUGGGGAACUCAGCGGGAGACUUCUCCUGUGUCAACCUGAGAGACAGCCCUCCUCACAUGCUCGUCUGUGGAAACAAAGAUAGGAGGUAAGGGACUGUAUGUGUCACCACACCAGCUGCGUACACACACACACACACACACACACACACACACACACACACACUAUGGUGUUAAAAUCUGUCUCACAUGCUUUUGUCUGACAAGUUUGAGCACCACCGUAGUGACUGUGGCUCCCUUGGGUUUACCUUCCAGGUUGAAGUCAGAUACAAUAUCUGUUUAUCACAACACAAUAUUCCUUAACACACAAUUACAACUGAUUAGGAAUAAUGGAACGUGGAGGUAGAAAUCACAGCGUACUUAUAGGGAGGGGGAUCAGGUGUUUGCAAAGUUGUGAAAAGAAAAGCAAAUUUUCACACCUCCACUGGGAGGGAGGGAGGGAGAGAGGGAGAGAGGGAGAGAGAGACUAAUUAAUGAUUAGAAGUGAAAUACUGGACUCUGUGGAGAGGGAGGCAGCGAGCGUCAGUCGGGGUGGACUGUGUGUUUUCUGCAGCCAGCCCAUCACCUGGGGGUAUUUGUGAGGGAGACAGCGGGGUGGCAGAUGAUGGCAGCCUCCACACUGCUGUCCAGUGGCCUCGCCAUUCAGCUGCUGUACACACACACGCCGCAUCUGCAAUCUGGCCGUCAGUAUGGGGAAAGAAAGACACAAAAGAGAGUCAUUCUCAUCUGCACUUGUCCCUGACAGCGGGGCAGGAGUUGGCAGGUGAAAGCAGAGCACUUUUGGCAGAAUCCUUACAAAUCAAACUCUUUCACCAAAUUCAUCAGGCCUUAAGUAGACAGCCAAAAGCGAGGAAAGCAUGUGCAGCACUACAUCUCGUUGGGCACAGCCAUUCUCGUAAGGUACGACCCCCACCUGCAAGAAUAACAGACAAAGUAGGAGACUAUUACCUUUGUCCCUCUGAUUAAGUAGUCUUGUAUGUAGUCAGUCGGAGGCCAACUUGGCUGUGACCGUUUUGCCUUGUCUGAUGUGCUGUGGGGCGCGAGGGACAAAGGGUCACGAGGGAGAUGAGAAGGCAGGCAGCAGGUCUGCUCUGUCUGUCCAUUAGGAUGGCCAAAGGCCAGGGCCUAAUGCGUCUCUUCCUCCUCUCCAAAUUAGUUGCUCUCUCUCACUCUCAUUCUGGAGUUUCCAGGGAGCAAACGAGGGUCCUGAUAAGGCCGGGGCUGUCUGGAAUACUGCCUGAUCAUAAUUGCCUGGGCCACAUCUGAACAAACAGGAAGGAUUUUGAGGACUGGGGAGGGAGAGAGGAAGGGAUGGAGGGCGGAAUGGAGAGAGAGCCAGGGUCGUGCCCAGUGGUCCUGUGCCCAUAGGAAAUAACAAACCACAACCCUAAAACAAAGAAAAAUAUCCUGUCUGCUUUGUCUCCUCUAUUAGGCUUCAUUUCAUUGAAUCAAGUGUAAUCUCAAAUGCAUUCUGUAGUAAAACGUUCAAUAGUUGCCAGUCUAGUUUUAAACGUACCUUUAUUGAGCUCAACUGAUGUUAAAGGUCCAAUGCAGCUAUUAUCUCAAUAUCAAAUCAUUUGUGGGUAACAAUGAAACAACAAUAAAGCACCUUACUGUUUUCAAUUAAAAUGUUGAGUAAGAAACAAAAAUUGCUUCUUAGCGAAGGGUCAAUUGCCCUUUGCUAAGCCCUGCCCCCUUUGGUUACUGUUGCAACCUCAGACAACAUUUUCCUGGGAAGCUCCAUUCCCAAUUCAAACUACUGGAGAAAAACAAACUCACAACGAUCUCAAACUGUGUUUUUAAUACACAAUCAAAUUAAACACAGACUACCCCUUGCUAAUCAGGAGACUACCAGGUAUGUUGUGGUGGACUGUCAUUACAAUUGCUUCACGGGAACCUGGUACAAUGACGUCUGUAGUGUGGCUAGCCACUGGAUGGCUGGAUGCACUGUCAUGCAGUCAAAGCUACUUUUGGAGCUAACUAGUUCUCUCAAGUCGUAUCCUGAUGUCGACAGCAGAUGAUAGUCCUAUUCAUAAUAUAGCAAACUUAGCUAGCUAACAUACAUUUAGAGAAAACAAGUUAUAUUAACUGGCUGGCUAGCUAGCGUUAAUAACGUUUGGUGGUCAAAGAGACUGAGCGCUAACUAACCAGCUGAGCUAGCAAACAAUGUAACAAAAGUAUAAUUUCAGAUUUGAAAAAUACUCCAACAGGCUCUGCAUUUCAGGAAUCACAGUAGCAAGUACCCCAGGUACACUGUUUAAACAAUUUAGCUAUUUAAACAAUUUAAGCAAUUUUUUUUAUGAAAACUCUCAGUUUUGCCAUAGCUCUCAUUGGCUUUCAUGCAUUUGAAACGUGAGCGUGUCGGACUCGACGACAGUUGCUAUCCAUUGGAUCGCUGCGAUUGGUUGCCCAAAAUUCUGGGGCGGGGCUUAGCGAAGGGUCAAUUUCUCAAGCAAUCAUUUUGUUAGGACUGUCUGGGAGUAGUCUGAGUGGGGAGGGGAAAACCGAAAAUUUGCUGUUAUUGGCAGAGAGGUUUGGAACUCUAUUUCUUAUUGGUCUAUUAACUAAUUUACCGCCUGGUGAUGUCACCAUGGAAGGCCAAAACUCCAUCCCACCAAAACAGGCUGACAUUUCUGGCACUUUUCAAACAGCUCUUACACUAAAAGGAUAUUAUCAUUUUCACAAUUUCACAGUAUUAUUCCAACCUCAUAGUGUGGAAAUAUGUAUAAAACACAGGACAAUCAUGUUUUUGAAUGCACUGGGCCUUUAAGAUGACAUGUUAAUGUAUUUGAGUGUCUAAGGUUCAAUGUCAUUCUUAAUCUGGAGACUAGUCAGGAUCGAGGGAAAGAUGAACGGAGCAAAGUACAGAGAGAUACUUGAUGAAAACAUGCUCCAGAGCGCUCAGGACCUCAGACUGGGGCGAAGGUUUACUUUCCAAUAGGACAACGACCCUAAGCACACAGCCAAGACAAUGCAGGAGUGGCUUCAGGACAAGUCUCUGAAUGUCCUUGAGUGGCCCAGCCAGAGCCCGGACUUGAACCCGAUCAAACAUCUCUGGAGAUACCUGAAAAUAGCUGUGCAGCGAAGCUCCCCAUCCAACCUUCAUAGCUUGAGAGGAUCUGCAGAAAAGAAUGGGAGAAACUCCCCAAAUACAGGUGUGCCAAGCUUGUAGCGUCAUACCCAAGAAGACUUGAGGCUGCAAUCGCUGCCAAAGGUGCUUCAACAAAGUACUGAGUAAAGGGUCUGAAUACUUAUGUCAAUGUGAUAUUUCAGAAUGUAUAUUUGUUGGUAAUUUCUACCCCCUUUUUCUUCCCAAUUUCGUGAUUACGAUCUUGUCUCAUCGCUGCAACUCCCCAACGGGCUUGGGAGAGGUGAAGGUCGAGUCAUGCGUCUUCCGAAACAUGACCUGCCAAACCGCGCUUCUUAUCACCAGCUCGCUUAACCCGGAAGCCAGCCAAUGUGUCGGAGGAAACACUGUUCAACUGACAACCGAAGUCAGCCUGCAGGCGCCCGGCCCGCCAAACCCUCCCCUAACCCGGACGACGCUGGGCCAAUUGUGUGCCGCCCUAUGGGCGUCCCGGUCACGCCGGGUAAUGACAGCCUGGGAUCAAAUCCCAGGCUGUAGUGACGCUGCAACACUGCGAUACAGUGUCUUAGGCCGCUGCGCCACUCGGGAGGCCCACAGAUGUUUAUUUUUAAUACAUUUGCAAAAAUGUCUAAAACCCUGUUUUUACUUGGUCAUAAUGGGGUAUUGUGUGUAGAUUGAUGAGGGGGAAAAAACAAUUGAAUCAAUUUUAGAAUAAGGCUGUAACAAAACAAAAUGUGGAAAAAAUCAAGGGGUCUGAAUACUUUCCGAAUGCACUGUAUCCAGACAAAGGAACGAUUUCCUGUGUCUGUGAAACUUAUAGUGGCGCUUGCAAUAGCGUAUAUGAAACUAGAGAAUCUAGCGGGUGCAGCAAUACUAUACUGAACAGAAAUAUAAACGCAACAUGCAACAAUUUCAACGAUUUUAUUGAGUUACAGUUCAUAUAAGGAAAUCAGUCAAUUGAAAUAUAUUCAUUAGGCUCUAAUCAAUGGAUUUCACAUGACUGGGCAGGGGCACAGCCAUGGAUGGGCCUCUAAAACGACGUUGGAGGCGGCUUAUGGUAGAGAAAUUAACAUUAAAUUCUCUGGUAACAGCUCUGGUGGACAUUCCUGCAGUCAGCAUGACAACUGCACGCCCCCUCAACUUGAGGCGUCUGUGGCACUGUGUUGUGACACAACUGCACAUUUUAGUGGCCUUUUAUUGUCACAAGGUGCACCCAUGUAAUGAUCAUGCUGUUUAAUCAGCUUCUUGAUAAAUCACAACUGUCAGGUGGAUGGAUUAUCUUGGCAAUGGAGAAAUGCUCACUAACAGGGAUGUAAACAGUGGCAAGUGUGGUCCUCUGUAGCUCAGCUGGUAGAGCACAGCGCUUGUAACGCCAAGGUAGUGGGUUCGAUCCCCGGGACCACCCAUACACAAAAAUGUAUGCACGCAUGACUGUAAGUCGCUUUGGAUAAAAGCGUCUGCUAAAUGGCAUAUUAUUAUUAUUAUUAUUAUUAAACAAAUUUGUGCACAACAUUUUAGAGAAAUACAUUUUUUUUAAAGUGUUUUUUUUAGCUCAUGAAACAUGGGACCAACACUUUACAUGUUGCGUUUUUGUUCAGUAUAGUUUCAUCUCGCUGUCAUAUUCUCAGCUGGAGUUAGAGCUCUCAACAUGAAAAAAUACAAAAUAAUUUCAUAGAAUUAAACUGACCAUUCAUAUAUGAUUUUCAUAUUCUCAUAAUAUUUGUACUAUAUACUUGAGUUUGUCCUCAAAAGUGAGUACACCUGAGCAAUUAUAUAUAUAUAUAUUUUUAUCCCAGAAGGUUGAGUUCCAGACCUUUCUAAAACUAUGCAACCUUACGAGUUAUUGUUUAUGGCCAUCUCAUGAAAAAUGAUUUACGUUUGGGUAUGUCUAUUUCGGCAGAAAUAUAAAUGUUGCACUAUCAUUCAACUGGCUAGUAGAAAACAAGGAUCAUGCUGAUUUUAAUGUGAAGUAUCUUGUCCACUGGCAGCUCAGUGAAGGCCAGGGCUCGCUCCAAACAUUAGAUUUGACUGUCAGAGACUGCCAGACAGUAACUUUUAAUCCCCUUUGCUAAAGCGCGAGUGCCCAUGAAACAACACUACUCAGCAGCCAUGUCCAUGUCUGUGUCUCAAAUGGCACCCUAUUCCCUAUAUAGUGUACUACUUUUGACCAGGACCCAUAGGGCUCUGGUCAAACGUAGUGCACUCUGUAGGGAGUAGGGUGCCAUUUGUGACACAACCCAUGUCUCACCAUAUGUCUUAGUUACAAUGCUAAUGCCCAUUUAGCUAUGCAACCCUGAUUCAUUUAAUUUCUUGAAGCGGAAAUUAAAUCUGCUCACCCCCAAAUAAAUUAAAUUUCGGUAAUGAACUUUUGGAAAGCUUUUUGCAUGAAGUCAUCCUCCGGCUGCUGUGCGGUGGGACCCAAUAAACUAAAGCAGUGAUGGCAACAGAUGGAGCUGGAGGUCCAUGGGGCAUGUGUGGCUCGUCAAACCAGAUCCAAGAAUCCUCCUCUUAGUUUUAUUAAUGCUACAACAGUGCCGUGUUUAAUCAGUUCAAAAAAUCUUCAAUAUUUGUAUCUUUGGUUCUGUGAGUGAAUGAGUGUUAUUGGUGGCUAAAGUAAUUAAACUUAUGUUUAUAAGUGGUCUAAAGUAGAUGAAGCAGAUUAAAUCCCCUCAAUUCCACCUGGUGUUGGUGUUAUUAUAUUUUUUUUGGGGGGGGGGGGGGGGGUAGAUCAGCUUAAUAUUGCAGAUAGAUUGUAACUUCUAUCAAUGUAAUUGUCUGCAUCACUUCCAAUCCCCCAUGUUUUUUAUAUAUAUACUCCCCUUUAUUACUUUUCAACCCCGCCAUCCUUUCCCUACUUGGGGUAAAUUAGUGAACAACAAUGCCCAGGCCUCUACUUCCAGCCUAUACUUACUAUCUACACCUUAUGGACACAGUCGAUUUUACAAUAAUUCUAUUUGUAUUUUUUAUUUAAAUUUUUUUUGCUCCUGAACUUCUUCUACUCUCAACCUCUCUGUUCAUUUUCAUGAUGUCCAUCCGGUUUGCUUCUAUAUGCCAUAUCUUUCUAACUGUGCUCUUUCCCAAAAGCUCCCAACAUACAACCAUAUACUUAUUAUGGAUUAGUUAUCUUGUUAUUAUUUGUUGUUAUUUGUUAUUAGUCCCAUCCUUCAACUCCAUUGGAGUUGGUGUUUAUGCCUGUCUUUGUUGGCCUGUGUCUUCUCUGAUCAUCGCUUGUAGGUUCUCUGUUGUUGUUUUUGUAAUGCAUUGUUCUGAGGCACCAAGUUUCCUCUGGUAACCUAGUAAAGAUGUAGCCUGAGUGCUGUUCUGUAGGUGCUAUAAUGCCAACUCCUUGUCACUCAUUGUCAUGCCAUGGCUUGAAAAUGACAGCAAUAGAGGUGGCAAGAGCACAAACAGAUCUGGGACCAGCCUAGUAAAGAUGCAUCCUUUCAUAUCUUCAGUAGUGGAGUGAAUCGACCACCUUUGUCUGAUCUACUUCCUGCAACAUCACUUCCUGAGAUGAAAUGACUACUUGCUUUCGCUGUGUUCUGUUUCAGGGUGAGGGUGUUUGACCUGCGCACCGGCUCCUCUGUGACAUCACUGUAUGCCCACCACAUGGGCGUGACCUCCGUGCAGGCAGACGAUUGGAAGAUCGUGAGUGGCGGAGGUGAGGGAUUGGUCUGCGUCUGGGAGAUGAGGAUGGGAGCUAAACUGUGGGAGAUGCACAACAGGUGGGACAGCAGAGUUAUUUCUAUUGGUUGUUCAUACAUCUAUUUGUUUGUGCCACAAAAGGAAGGUAGAAUACUUACAUGUGCUAUUCUGUACUUGAAAUAUCCAAAUUUAAGUGUCUUGCCAUUCCUGUCACUUGCAAGUAUGCAUUGCUAAAAUACUCAGCAAUACGCAACAUUUACCUAUCAGGCUGACAUUGGCAGCAAACCAAACAGGCGCAUCAGUAUUGAUUGAUCCCUUUUCAGCUCCUUAGCGAAUGUGUUUGGUGUUCUUUUUCUGUUUUGUGUGUGUGUGUGAGAAAUCAAAUUGUUAAUAAUUAAAAAUGGUGUUUGUUGUUUCUCCCUCCUGUCUGUUUGCAGGCACCCAGUCAGACAUGUGAGAUUCAACACUAGCACCCUGGUGACAGCCAACGUCCCAGACGAGAAGUCUCCACGAGGGGCCUGCAUCACAGAUGACGACCUCACAGCCCACCGCAGGUCCGUAAUAACACUACCCCAAAUUCUCAUUUAUACAUUUAGAGUUUAGCAAGAUACUUGUUUAUUCUACUGAAGAUUCCAGAUUACACAGAGAGCAGUGUCUCCAUAGAUGUGCCGUCAGAAAGUAUUCACACCCCUUGACUUUUUCCACAUUUGUGUUACAAGGUGAGAUUAAAAUGGAUUUCAUGUAAAAAAAAAUGUGUCAACACUGUACACAAAAUACUCUGUCAAAGUAGAAAAAUGCUAACAUUUGUAAAACAUUAAUGAAAAAUAAAACUAAUAUAUCUUGAUUACGUAAGUAUUCAACUCCCUGAUUCAAUACAUGUUAGGAUCACCUUUGGCAGCAAUUACAGCUGUAAGUCUUUCUGGGUAAGUCUCUAAGAGCUUUGCACACCUGGAUUGUACAAUAUUUGCAUUAUUAUAAUUCUUCAAGCUCUUUCAAGUUGGUUGUUGAUCAUUGCUAGACAGACAUUUUCAAGUCUUGCCAUAAAUGUACAGGCGAUUUCAGUCAAAACUGUAACUAGACCACUUAGGAACAUUCAAUGUCAUCUUGGUAAGCAACUCCAGUCUAUAUUUGGCCUUGUGUUUUAGGUUAUUGUCCUGCUGAAAGGUGAAUUUGUCUCCCAGUGUCUGUUGAAAAGCGGACUGAACCAGGUUUUCCUCUAGGAUUUUGCCUGUGCUUAGCUCUAUUCCGUUUAUUUUUAUCCCCAAAAACGCCAUAGUCCUUGCCGAUGGCAAGCAUACCCAUAACAUGAUGCAGUCACCACCAGGCUUGAAAAUAUGAAGAGUGGUACUCAGUGAUAUGUUGUUUUGGAUUUGCCCCAAACAUAAAGCUUUGUAUUCAGGACAUUAAGUUAAUUUCUUUGCCAAAUUUUUUGCAGUUUUACUUUAGUACCUUAUUACCUCAUUUAAGGUAGUAUUGUGGAGUAACUACAAUGUUGUUGAUCCAUCCUCAGUGUUCUCCUAUCACAGCCAUUAAACUCUGUAACUGUUUUAAAGUCACCAUUGGCCUCAUGGUGAAAUCCCUGAGUGGUUACCGUCCUCUCCGGCAACUGAGAAAGGAAGGACACCUGUAUCUUUGUAGUGACUGGGUGUAUUGAUACACCAUCCAAAGUGUAAUUAAUAUCUUCACCAUGCUCAAAGGGAUAUUCAAUGUCAGCUAUUAUUUAAUUUUUUUCCCCCUUCUUUGCAAGGCAUUGGAAAACCUCCCUGGUCUUUGGGGUUGAAUCUGUGUUUGAAAUUCACUUCUCGACUGAAGGACCUUACAGAUAAUUGUAUGUGUGGGGUACAGAGAUGAGGUAGUCGUUCAACUUAUUAUGUGAGUUGUUAAACACAUUUUUACUCCUGAACUUAUUUAGGCUUAUCGUAGGGGUUGAAUACUUAUUGACUCAAGACAUUUCAGCUUUUCUUUUUUAAUGAAUGUAGAUUUUUGUUAAACAAUUCCACUUUGACAUUAUGGGGUAUUGUGUAUGUGUAGGCCAGUGACACAAAAUCUUAAUUUAAUCCAUUUUAAAUUCAGGCUGUAACACAACAAAAUGUGGAAAUAGUCCAGGGGUGUGAAUACUUUCUGAAGGCACUGUACAUUCUAUUUAAUUCUAUGAGAGUCUGUUUGUUGUUGUUUUGUUGUUUAACUCCCCUAAUUCUUGUGUGUCCACAUUACAGACACAGGGGAGUGAUUUGCCACUAUGACUUCUCAGAGGACUCCACCUCCCAGGACCAUGUUCUGCCCAUCUGCAGGUCCAACUAUGUGGAGUCAUCUGGCUACAACUACAACAUCGGCCUGGCUGUGCCCUAUGACAUCCUGUCUGGCUCUCACCCCUCCCACUGACCCUUACCACCAGCCCUUCAGAACCCUACUACUAGUACCACCAGCCCUGCAGACCCCUUCCACCAGCCCUUCAGACCCCUACCACCAGCCCUUCAGACCCCUACCACCAGCCCUUCAGACCCCUACCACCAGCCCUUCAGACCCCUACCACCAGCCCUGCAUGCAGACCCCUACCACCAGCCCUGCAUGCAGACCCCUACCACCACCAGCCCUGAAUGCAGACCCCUUCCACCACCAGCCCUGCAGACCCCUACCACCAGCCCUUCAGACCCCUACCACCAGCCCUGCAUGCAGACCCCUACCACCAGCCCUUCAGACCCCUACCACCAGCCCUGCAUGCAGACCCCUACCACCAGCCCUGCAUGCAGACCCCUACCACCAGCCCUUCAGACCCCUACCACCAGCCCUGCAUGCAGACCCCUACCACCACCAGCCCUGCUGACCCCUACCACCAGCCCCGUAGACAGUAUGUACAAAGCAAAUCAGCUUUUAUAUAUCCGUUAG
Molecule: messenger RNA, 24538 nt
Organism: Coregonus sp. 'balchen'
Lineage: Eukaryota; Metazoa; Chordata; Actinopteri; Salmoniformes; Salmonidae
Source: the annotation of a GenBank genome assembly